GUACGUACUAUAUGCAUGAGUCGUCUACUCUCAGGCCGCUCUGAUCCGUUGAUAUGGCAUAUAUAUGCAUGCAUCUAUAGAAGUACUUAUGGCAGCUGCUCUGUCAUAUAAUUAUUAACUUAGCUGACAAGGAGAAGAGGCAUGAAGCUAAGUUUCUUAAUUAGUUUGUUGUGCUCUUGGUGAUGACACGUAGCACUUGAUGAUAAGAGCUAGAUUUACGUAAGAUCAUAACAUGAUACUCUUAUCUUAUCGCAUCUCAUCUCAUUUAAUUCUAUCAUCCCACGUGUAAAUCCGGGAAAAACUAACUAUAGCUAACUAUGGAGAAAGUUGGAGGGACGUUGAUGCGGGAGAAAAUUUUAUGGGAGGUGAACGAAAAUGGUCAGUGGCUUAGGAAGUGGUAUUGAUACUUACAGUAGAUAUUGAAAGGAAAAUUAAAAAUUUAUACUACUGGAUAUGCAAGUUCUUUGAAAAUAGUCUAAAUAGAGUUGAUUUUUUUAAAAAGAAUUUAUACACUCUAGACUUGGAUAAAUCAUUUUUCGAAAGACUGAUUCAAUAUUAAAGAGGUGUUGCUUUAUUCAAAUCAUAUAUCAUGAUCUUGCUGAUCUUUUUCUGUAUAUAUCCUAAUCCUUUAGACCAAUUUUCUUUCUUCUGCAAAGCCACCCAACAAAAUGAGUCCAAAUCUGCUUUCUCUUCCUCCUAUUUAUUUGUUUGGGAAGUGGGAACCACAUGCAUGCAUCUAAUGCGUGGAAAAAUUAUGAUAAUUUGUAUAAAUGUCAUGACACGUAAUCAGACAAUUAUCUCUUUGACUUCAAAUAUUCCAUCAUCUUUUUCCUCCUGCUCCAUGUAUCUCCACACACACACAGACACAGAGAGAGAGAGAGAGAGAGAGAGAGAGGUCAAUGGAGAAGGAGAUUCAUAUCCUAGUAUUGCCUUACCCCGCGGUAGGUCACAUAAACCCUAUGCUUCAAUUCUCCAAGCGCCUAGCCUCAAAGGGUCCCAAGGUUACUCUGGUCAUGACCGGUACCAUGUCUACUGGCUAUAAAUCCAUGCAAGCCCAAGCCAGAUCCGUAGCCAUCGAGCCCAUCUCCGAUGGCUCCGACGAAGCCAAAAGCUUGGGAAAUUGGGAUCACGAUCUUUUCAAAGCGAUGGUUUCAGAGAGCUUGGCGAAGCUCAUUGAGAAACUGGGAAAGAGCUCCAAAUACCCACCAAAAUGCCUGGUGUAUGACUCGGUUAUGCCUUGGGCAAUAGACGUGGCCCGACACUAUGGCCUGACCGGAGCUGCGUUUUUCACCCAGUCAUGUGCCGUGAAGGCCAUCUAUUAUCAUGCCCAUGUAGGAUCAAUAUUAAGGAUGCCCUUAGAGGGGCCUACAGUAUCUCUGCCCUCGUUGCCAUUGCUAGGGAUCGAUGAUCUACCUUCCUUCCUUUGUGACACAGACUCCUACCCAGCUUUUCUCACCCUCGUAUUGAACCAAUUCUCCAAUAUCCAGGAAGCAAAUUGGAUAUUGUGCAACACUUUUGAUAUGCUGGAAGAUGAGAUAAUGACUUGGAUGGCAAGCCAAUGGCCUGUUAAAACAAUUGGACCAGCUAUUCCAUCAGUGUACUUAGACAAGAGGUUGGAAGAUGACAAAGAGUACGGGCUCAACCUAUUUAAGCCUGAUGCGGACGCUUGCAUGAAGUGGCUAGAUACCAAGGAAACUGGCUCGGUCAUUUAUGCAUCAUUCGGAAGCUUGGUCGCCCUGGGAGAAGAGCAAAUGGAGGAGGUAGCAUGGGGCCUAAAGAAUAGCAAUUGCUACUUCUUGUGGGUAGUCAGAGAAUCAGAAGAGAAAAAGCUUCCCAGUAAUUUUCUACAGGAAACAGCCGAGAAGGGGCUGGUUGUGAGUUGGUGCCCCCAAUUAGAAGUGCUGGCUCACGAGGCAGCUGGGUGCUUCAUGACACACUGCGGGUGGAACUCGACACUCGAGGCAUUGAGCUUGGGAGUGCCGCUGGUUGCGAUGCCACAAUGGACGGAUCAAACAACUAAUGCCAAGUUCAUUGUGGAUGUCUGGAAGGUAGGGGUGAGGAUUAAACUGGAUGAAAAAGGAAUUGCUACCAAAGAAGAAAUAGAGAUGUGUAUAAAGGAAGUUAUGGAGGGAGAGAGAGGAAAGGAGAUGAAAAAGAAUUCAAUGAGAUGGAAGGAAUUGGCUAAAGAGGCAGUAGAUGAAGGAGGAAGCUCAGAUAAAAACAUAGUGGAGUUUGUAGCAAAACUUGCACACUCUUAAUGUUUAUGCAAGUGGUAGCUUAUUGGUGAACAAAAAUAAAAAAGAAGUGUAUGGCAAAUCUUUACAAUAGUGAUCGAGAAAUGUUCGAUCUCGCAAGCAACAAAGGCCACUUCUAAACUUCUGUAUUCAAACUCAAUCGUCAACAAAUUGGUCAACUUCAGAUUCCUCAGCACAA
This is a messenger RNA of Carya illinoinensis, 2433 nucleotides long. RefSeq names its product mogroside IE synthase-like. The transcript has 2 exons. NCBI's taxonomy places the organism in Eukaryota, Viridiplantae, Streptophyta, Magnoliopsida, Fagales, Juglandaceae. Bases 900 to 2258 code for a protein of 452 amino acids. The record is from RefSeq and is a predicted model, not a curated record. Gene Ontology annotation, molecular function: UDP-glycosyltransferase activity.